Cokeromyces recurvatus is the source of this 521-nucleotide messenger RNA. RefSeq lists its product as uncharacterized. The record is from RefSeq and is a predicted model, not a curated record. The coding region runs from base 18 to 230 and encodes 70 amino acids. NCBI's taxonomy places the organism in Eukaryota, Fungi, Mucoromycota, Mucoromycetes, Mucorales, Mucoraceae. The transcript has a single exon.
UUCUAUAACACACAACAAUGUCCUCAAGUAUUACACAAAAAGACGCCGCUAAAGUUCAAUCCAUGUUGGCCAAAGAAGGUCAAGAUACCGGGAAAGGAACCACUGCCGCAGUUGCACAGAGUGAAGGAGAUAAAAACUUUGAAAAGGGUAAAAAGGCCACUGAAAAAGGUUUCUGUACAAAAUCCAACUAUGAUGAACCAUCAACCAAACCUGAUUAUCCUAUGGAUUAGAUAUUUUAUUCGGCCAAGAUAACAAUCAUUUUAUGUAAAUUGUCAAUUAUUCUCCUUAAAAUCCGUUGAAUAUGUAUUAUAAUUUUUUACAUUACCAAUAUCACUAAACAAACAAACAAAUAAAUAAUAGUUACUAUGUGUAUGCAUAAAAAGAGUGUUGUGUUCAAGUGUUAUCAAAUAUAUAUAGAAUAGGUUACAGAUAUAUAUAAAUUGAUCUGCAUAUACAUUUAUAGUGUUGAGUUUACGUAUAAUUCUGACAUGUCAAUUUAUAAUUUAACGCGUAAAAAAAAA